AACUCUUUCUUUCUUUCUCACUCAAAUUUCUCAAUCACGACCUACACUCACCUUUCUUUCUCCCCAAAUGUAAAUCCUGAAACCCUAGUCCCAAUCCAUCCAGCGGCAAAGAGGAAGGCGAUUGCUGUUGUGUCCGCCAAGCAAGAAGAUCGAACAGGAUCUCUCGAAUUGGUUCUGUUCUGUCUGAACAAAUAUAUAUUUGAAAGAGGGAGAAAUUGAUAGAAAUGUCGUCUUUGGGUACAUCAAAAGGGAUUCUGGAGAUUGCGAAAUUCGCAGUAUACGUCACCGUUCCAAUUGGGCUGAUGUACUUCUUCGCCAGCAACACCAAGAAUCUCCAGAGAGUCAUGGGCAAUCGCCAAUAUGUGGUGUAUCCGCCUGAAGGGCCACGCCCUCCAUCACCUGAGGAGUUGAGGGAGAUGGCACGAGAAUUAGCUCGCAAGAGAGACAGUCGUUGAUGGAUCCCUGAGUCUGUAAGAAUGUCUUCGAGUCGUAACUGGUUUGGCCUUUGAAAGUUUUUAAUCUACCACUCUCAUGACAAUAUAUGUGCAUGUGUGGUUCCAAUAAUUGCGUGCAUCUGAUCUGUAAAUUUUAUUGUAAGAUUGACAGAAUACAUUUGAAGUUAAAUGAGUAUUCAUGUUACUGCUCUC
This is a messenger RNA of Sesamum indicum (sesame), 647 nucleotides long. RefSeq names its product sporulation-specific protein. Gene Ontology annotation, biological process: mitochondrial respiratory chain complex IV assembly. Gene Ontology annotation, cellular component: mitochondrion. The record is from RefSeq and is a predicted model, not a curated record. NCBI's taxonomy places the organism in Eukaryota, Viridiplantae, Streptophyta, Magnoliopsida, Lamiales, Pedaliaceae.